Messenger RNA from Arachis duranensis, 1497 nucleotides. RefSeq lists its product as uncharacterized. NCBI's taxonomy places the organism in Eukaryota, Viridiplantae, Streptophyta, Magnoliopsida, Fabales, Fabaceae. The record is from RefSeq and is a predicted model, not a curated record. The coding region runs from base 1 to 1497 and encodes 498 amino acids. The transcript is spliced from 3 exons.
AUGGCUGGAAUCAAUGAGGGAGAGGAGAUUACCGGAUUGGAAGAGAAGUUGGAGCUAGCAUAUAUAAAAGAAGAGAGCUAUUGGAGAGAAAAAUCUAGAGUCAAAUGGCUAAAAGAAGGAGAUCAGAACACCAGAUUCUUUCACCAGAAAUUUCAAUCAAGGGUACGAAGGAACAGAAUUUGGAGAUUAGUUGGGAGGAACAAUGAGAUUGCAUCGAAAUCGGAGGAUAUUGCAAAAGUAGCUGAAGACUACUUCUGCGAUAUUUUUACUUCUUCUUAUUCGGUUGAUCCGAAUCCAUAUUUGGAGGAUUUGGAGCCUAAGGUUACAGCUUCCAUAAACCGUAGGCUCCAAAGACCGGUAACUAUGGACGAGGUCAAAAGAACUACGUUCAGUGUUCAUGCUCAGAGUGCUCCUGGUGAUGACGGGUUUACAGUUAAGUUUUUUCAUUUUUUUUGGGAUAUAGUUGGAGGUGACAUUUUUAAGGCAGUGCGAAGUUUUUUCCACAGUGGCAGAAUUCUAAAAAGCUUCAAUCAUACUCAAAUUUGUUUGAUUCCAAAGGUGCCAGAUGCCAGUGACAUGACUCAGAUUAACUGGACUAAGGAAUUGGUAAUGACUGUUUCUUACUCUGUUGUUGUGGAAGGGCAACCUUUUGGCUACUUUAGGCCAAAUAGGGGCAUCCAACAGGGGUCACCUAAUACAAGGCAAAGUAUUUUGGAAUUGCUAGAGAUCUACGAGGGAUUUAGUGAGCAAAAAGUCAAUUUGAACAAGUCGGCCAUCUUUUUCAGUCACAAUACACCUCAAAACACAAGGCUAGCAAUUGCACAGACACUAAAUAUUGAACAUAUCGGAACCCAAGACAAAUACUUGGGGUUGCUCUCCAUAGUUCAGAAAUUAAAGAAAACCACCUUUGGAGCUAUCAAGGAUAAAGUUCAGAAGAGAAUUAUGGGUUGGAAAAGAAGUUUAUUGUCCUCAGAUGGCAGGCACACGCUAUUGAGAGUGGUGGGGGAAGCGAUUCCUAUUUACACACUCUCUUGUUUCAAGCUCCCGGACACGCUGUUAACUAAAAUUCAUAGCAUGCUCUCGCAAUUUUGGUGGGAUCAAAAAGGCGCAGAACGAAGAAUGAUUUGGAUUAAAUGGGACACAAUGACGAUACCGAAGAAAGAUGGAGGGUUGGGGAUUAAAGACCUAAGGGCACAAAUUUUGGCCUUAUUGGGCAAGCAAUGUUGGCGUCUAAUGAAAUACCCUAAUUCUACACUGUCAAUAAUAUUCAAAGCUAAAUAUUUUAGAUACACAGAUUUCUUACAUGCAAAAAUAGGAAGCAUACCGUCGUGGGGCUGGAGAAGUGUUCUUGAAGGUCGCAAGAUGAUUGAGAAAGACUUGUUAUGGAAAAUAGGCUCUGGUGCUAAUGUAUGCAUCUUCCAUGAUCCCUGGCUCCCACCACCAUGUCCCUCAAGCUGCAGUCACAAUCCCACCGAAUCUGCAAGUGUAUUAUGUUAG